Molecule: messenger RNA, 1098 nt
Organism: Rubroshorea leprosula
Lineage: Eukaryota; Viridiplantae; Streptophyta; Magnoliopsida; Malvales; Dipterocarpaceae
Source: the annotation of a GenBank genome assembly
GUGCACUGUUCAUCCGUUGAAUUUUAAUUAAUUGGAGUAGAAAAUCUCAUGGAAUACGUUAGUUAUGGCAUUGGAUUAAUUUUAGUCCAGUAGUGAUGUAUUAUUGAUUGGGGUUUUGUUUGGUUGUGAGAACGUGAUGGGAAAAUGAAAAGGAAAUUGGUUAUUAAUUCUUGAAUAUUUUGAUUAGGUUCUUGAUCGUUCUGUCAGUUUAGUACGUGAAUUGAGUGCUCAGUUUUGCGGAAUGAGGUAGUAUGACCCGAGACACGGAAACCACGGGAAGUGACGAGUUAGAAGGCUAGCCAUUUCGAGAUUGAUAUAAUUUUAGAAAUAAAUCAUGUUUUUUUUAUAAGAUAGAUUUUACCUUGUGAUUUUAAGUUUAAGUCAUGUUGGACAUAGAUUUAUGGAAUAGAGUUUGGGAUUUGAAUAAGUUCCGAGCCUUGUGCGUUUGUGGGACUCGUCUCACGAGUGCACGGCGUUUGUUGCGCCUCGGAUUUGGGUUCUGGGGCGUGACAAGAUCUGUAGUAGCAGUUUCAAUAACAGAUCUAUAGCAGCAGCAGCAGCAGAUUUGUAGCAGCAGAGCAGAUCUAUAGCAACAGCAGCAGCAGAUGUGUAGCAGUAGCAGCAGCAGAUGUGUAGUAGCAACAGAUGUGUAGCAGCAGCAGCAGCAGAUUUGUAGUAGCAGCAACAGAAGCCAAAAGGGAAGGGGAAAGUCGAAGGUUAGGUUGUGAGAAUGAGUGAGGAAGAACUGUAGAAGCAAGAAGGGGAGGGCUAUGAGGUGUGCUGCGUGAGUGAGAAAGGGAAAUGAAUAGGGUUAGGAAAUUAGGGUUGGAAGGAGGAUGAUGGGUUGUGUUGGGAUGGGUUGGGUUGGGUAAAGUUUAAUUUUUAUUGAAUUGGGUUUGGGUUUGGAUUUGGGUUUAAUUUUAAAAAUUAAAUUAAAUUUAAAAUAGAAUUAAUUUAUAUACAUUUUUUACAUUUUUCACGGGGAUGGGGAUUCUCGCGGAGCCCCACGGGGCGGGGAAAAUUUCCCGCGAAAUUUCACGGGGAGAAAAUGUCCCCCAUCCUCGUCCCGUCCCCGUGACGGGCAAAUUGCCACCCCUA